This is a messenger RNA of Tarenaya hassleriana, 3220 nucleotides long. RefSeq lists its product as uncharacterized. The transcript is spliced from 4 exons. Bases 804 to 3002 code for a protein of 732 amino acids. Lineage: Eukaryota; Viridiplantae; Streptophyta; Magnoliopsida; Brassicales; Cleomaceae. The record is from RefSeq and is a predicted model, not a curated record.
AGCUAGCUGCGUUGGAAGCCCUCCUCCAUUGCUGAAGGCGAAACCUUGGAACUCGUCUCUCACAGGCAAUUCUCCUUCCUCUUCUUCUUCAUCGUUGUUUUCUUCAUCCAACUAUCUAUCGGUGAUCAUCUCGGUGCCUAUUAUUUGAUUUCGUUGGAACUCAAAUCGAAUCUCACGGAAAAUGUUAGAUAGGGUUUAGCAGUUAGGAGUGACUGCUUGGUGUUUGAUCUUUUGCUCCUGGGAGGCGGGUUCUUCUGCUUUCCACAGAAAAAUGUUUUGUCUCCUGGAAUUUCUUAGGGUUUUUGUUGGACGAGGAAAUGAUCUUAAAAUCUCCGAACACACGGGAUUGAUCUCCUCCGACGGAAUCGAACAGGGAUGGAAUGAUCAUCGGAUCUGGUAAUAGAGAGGUUAGAUUUUUACUGACUCAGGAGCUCGAGAUCCAUCGUUUUGCAUAUAUCUUUUUGCAGUGAACUAGAUUUUCAACCCCGGUUAAGCUAUUCAGUUGAUCAAUUCUUGAGCCCCUCCUGUACUCCCGGGAGUUAAAGGUUGGUCGGAGAAUCACCAGUUAGAGCACAUGGUGUUUGUUGUACUUGGGUUGUCCAGUGCGGAAGAAUAAUUGAAAUACCUGCUGCUGUUGUUGUGUUCUUGAUUUCUGUUGGAUCGGAUUACACACUCGACGCUUCUAGGCCAUUGGAACGUUAAUGUUAUUCAUAAACUGAUUGGGUUUCAGACGGAUGUUUUCUCUCGGAGACCUUGCUUUUGCAUAAUUUUUGUGAUUCCUUAAACCAAAACUUUAUAUCUGUAUGUAUCUGACAAAGAUGCAUGGUAGGCACCGUAAUAUUGGAAAUGGCUACAGAUCUGGUUCAAUGGAAAUAGGGAUGCCAGCCUCUAGAAUUUCACCAGAUCGUUCAAUGCGCAGUCAAGGGUAUUAUGGUUCAGAUCAACGUGGCUUCAACCGUGGAUACGGGCGUGGCCGUGCAUACCCAAAAUCAUACCAGAAUCGACCACCCCCACCUACUCCACCACUGCAACGCAAAGGUGGUGGAGAUAUUUUCAUGGAAGCUGGUCGUUUGGCAGCAGAGUAUUUGGUUUCUCAGGGUGUCCUACCAUCAACAGUGCUUUCGGGUAAAUGGCAGAAUGAUAACUUCAGGAAGCAGGCAGGAGAGAUUCAGGGUUUUAGGUCACAAGAAACACAAAUGGGUAUGUUUUCUCCUGGUGUUAAUAAAAGGAUGUUUGUAGAUGAUUAUAGCUCAACGGGGUCCAGAAGUUACAUGGAGGGAAGGAGGUCCAACCGUUAUGGCUCUGAUUUUGGGAGGAGUGGAUCAUGGUCAGAGAGAAAUAGGACUUCUGAAGUCAAAGCUUAUGAUGAUUCUGAGUCUGGGCAUCUUGAAGAACAGCCACUUGCUGAAGAUAAUGCUAGCUCGUUUCAGAGGUCAAACUCGGGUGAUUUUCCAAGAAAGCAUGAAGGAGCAGGUGAUUCGGAGUCUGACUUAAACAAGUACAAUCUUCAGGAUGAGGCCCAAUCUAAGACAUGUUCGUCUAGUGCUGGGAAAGAUAUAGUGCAUGGGGAAAUCUCAAAAGUAUCUGAAGAUUCUUCUAGCUUGAGUGCUGGGUCUGGAGAGCUGAAGGGUAGAAAUGGCGAUGGCAGAGAGAAUGAGAACCAGACAGGUUUGGAGGGCUGGUCUAUCCGGCAACACGAGGCGACAGAUGAAGUGUCCAUCAAGAAUGGGUUUGAUUUGGUAACCCUCUGUAAAUUCGCCAAGGUGCCUACCAGGACACGCUCUUCUUUAACUGCCAAAGGCCCAAAACAUGAUUUGAGUGAAAAUAUCAAGGGAAGCUCUUGUAAUUCUGGACUUGCAGAAGAAAAUCAAAUCCCACGUCUAUGUGAGUCUCCAGUGCAGUCAUCUGGAAAAGCUGACAAUCCUGAAUGUGCUGGCAACGAAAAUUUAAACCCCACUAACCCGGUUGGAGACAUGGGACAUGCUCAUAUGGCUGAGAAGAGUAAAUGUCAUAGGUCUAGUUCUUUCCCUGACAGCAUUCUCAUGAACAAGAUUACAAACAAUUCAGGAUUGGAGUUGGCUGAUCUACAUAGAUCUCAUUCGAUGGGAAAAGAAAGAGACGAGAAAAGGGCUGCUGAAGACUGUGAUUUGGAAAAAGGAGCAAAGAGACAGAGAGAGUGGCAGCCUUCUAUUGCUUCUGAAGCUAAAGCAAGUGAAAUAAAAAGUGACCCAGAAGAGGAAAGAACAUGCAUAUUUGAAGAGAAAGUAGUGGACAGUGCGAUGAAGGGCAUUGCUUGUGGUAGAUUGGUUGAUAACUCUGCACAUAAUCAGAUUCAAGUCGGGAAAUCAUGUGGUGGGUAUGCAGAAGAGCGGCACUUGUUUCCCGGUUCUUUUAAGAUCUGUGACCUUAAUCUAGAGGGGGCAUCGGAUGUGAAGGACAACAAUGUUGGCAACCCUAUGAUCCUUUUUCCUGCCAUUUCAGCAUCGAAAAGGGAAUCUCCUCAAGUAGAUUUUGAUCUCUCGAUAAGCAGCUGUAGCAAGUCUCUUGAGCACACUCUUCGGAUGAGCAAUGGUAAAGAGAUAGAAGUGAUUGACUUGGAGAAUGAUUCCCCCGAAGUGACUGAGACCUGCGGUAAUUCGGAGAGAAAGCUAAAUGCUGCUUAUGCGGGCUUUUCUCGUCAAACUCAGGCGGCUAGCGAAAUCCAUAAUGAAAUGCCAGAUUACAAUGAAGGGCUCAUGAUGGUAGAGUUCCUCGAUUCCUUUGGAAACAUCCCUCCAGUGAACGCAGAAAUCACUGAAGUGACUGAUGGCAUUAGUAGUCAUAGUCAUAUGCCAGAUAACGAGACCGGCCUUCAAAACUCGGAGGGAACACACGGAAGUGACCAGGCUCCUCUUCCUCAGUCUGAUGAUGAUUCGAUAUUCAUGUCACUUGGAGAAAUACCACUGACUUUCUUGCAAGCCUGGGACCAUCCACCGGCUCGGGGUUACGGCAAGCCUUUCUAAGUCAGAGCUUCUUUGUAACAUCAGAUGAGUAGAUUAUAUAUAUACACGUACUCGUAGAAUAUAUGGUCUUGUCUGUAUUAUAUUCUGUAGCUUCUAUCCCAGAAUUUGGACAUCUGGGUAUUGCACAAAGUAGAAAAUCAAACCGGUUAUCCUGGUGUAAACCGGAUAUCCGGGUGUAUCCCAGAUUUGGAAAUAUGUUAUGUACAUAAAAUAACUGA